Pundamilia nyererei is the source of this 2328-nucleotide messenger RNA. RefSeq names its product serine incorporator 1 (gene serinc1). Lineage: Eukaryota; Metazoa; Chordata; Actinopteri; Cichliformes; Cichlidae. The record is from RefSeq and is a predicted model, not a curated record. The transcript is spliced from 10 exons. The coding region runs from base 109 to 1488 and encodes 459 amino acids. Gene Ontology annotation, cellular component: membrane.
UGACGCAAAAGAAGCCAGUGUCCGGGCGUCAGCCAUCUUCUCUUAAAUUGUCAACCGAGCUCUUGGAGCGGUCUGCUGUUGGACAACAAAAGAACAACAACAGCGAUCAUGGGAGCUGUUUUGGGUUUGUGCUCGAUGGCAAGCUGGAUCCCGUGUCUCUGUGGCAGCGCCCCCUGUCUGCUAUGUCGAUGCUGCCCCAGUGGAAAUAAUUCCACAGUGACUCGCCUCAUCUAUGCCUUCUUCCUGCUUCUGGGAGUGGCUGUUGCCUGUAUCAUGUUGAUGCCUGGCAUGGAGGGCCAGCUCAAGAAGAUUCCAGGUUUCUGUGAAGGAGGGAGGGGUUCGUCUAUUCCUGGUGUGGAGGGACAUGUGAACUGUGAUGUGCUGGUUGGCUACAAGGCCGUGUACCGUGUUUGCUUCGGAAUGGCUAUGUUCUUCCUGCUUUUCUCUCUGCUCAUGAUCAAAGUCAAGAGCAGUAAAGACCCCCGUGCUGCACUCCACAACGGGUUUUGGUUCUUCAAGUUUGCAGCAGCUGUUGCCAUCACUGUUGGAUCCUUCUUCAUCUCAGAAGGGCCCUUCACUACUGUGUGGUUCUACAUCGGUAUGGCGGGGGCCUUCUGUUUCAUCCUCAUCCAGCUUGUUUUACUCAUCGACUUUGCCCAUUCUUGGAACGAGUCCUGGGUGGAGAAGAUGGAGGAGGGCAACUCUCGCUGUUGGUAUGCAGCUCUGCUGUCAGUCACCACAGUCAGCUACCUGCUGUCUCUGGUGUCUCUGGUCAUGUUCUAUGUCUACUACACCCACUCUGAUGGCUGCACUGAAAACAAGGUCUUCAUAAGCAUCAACAUGCUCCUCUGCAUCGCUGCCUCCGUCAUGUCCAUCCUGCCACAGAUCCAGGAGUCCCAGCCCAGGUCUGGCCUGUUGCAGUCUUCUCUGGUGACAUUGUACACCAUGUACCUGACCUGGUCUGCUAUGACCAAUGAGCCUGACAGGAAAUGUAACCCAAGCCUUCUGGGCAUUAUUGGGCUAAACACCACAAGUCCUGGCAGUCAGAACCAUGUGGUUCAGUGGUGGGAUGCCCAAGGGAUUGUGGGAUUGAUCCUUUUCCUCAUGUGUGUCCUUUACUCCAGCAUCCGCAAUUCAUCCAAUGCCCAAGUCAACAAGCUGACUCUGACCAGUGAUGAGUCUGCUCUCAUUGAAGAUGGGCCUCAGACGGACAGCUUUGAGGAGGGAAACGGCCCCAACAGAGCUGUGGACAAUGAGAAAGAUGGUGUCACGUAUUCUUACUCUUUCUUCCACUUCAUGUUGUUCCUUGCGUCGCUCUACAUCAUGAUGACCCUCACCAACUGGUAUAGCCCUGACUCCAAGUAUGAGGCCAUCACCAGCAAGUGGCCGUCUGUGUGGGUGAAGAUCUCCUCCAGCUGGAUCUGCAUCGCACUCUAUGUGUGGACAUUGGUGGCUCCACUGGUCCUGGUCAAUAGGGACUUUGACUGAAACUGCACACUGUCCCACUGCUCCAAAUAUUGAAGCUUUCACCUGUGUUUUGUUACUGCAAAUUAAGAAACUUAGUAGUUAAAUAACAUUGCAUGAGUCAGUGCUGAAGGAAUGGUUGUUUAUUGGCUCUGGUGAGUUGCUUGUAUUGCUGAGUGUAGCUACAUAACCAGAAGGUGAUGAACUAGUCAGGACGUUCAUGUGUUUUGUUUUGUUUUUGUUUUUUCCAGCUGUGACUUCAGCCCAUUCUCAUGAAUCCUUAACAGUUCAUUGCAGUCAUUAGUAUAUCCUGUUAAACCCACUGACGACUUGCACGUUUUUCUUUGAAAACUCGACGUGAUGUUAACAGUAGUUGUAUCUGAAAAGGUUCCUAUGAUCCUGCGUGCACAUCAACUCUGCACUGUAAUGUUCUGUAUGCUGUUUCCUGCUUAAAAAAAGGGAAAAAAUGUUUUUAUUCUUUUGAGUUGUGCAUGAGCAGCUGUGACAUUUAGAAGCAAGAGUAGGUUCCCACUGGCUCCAUCACCCUGCGUGAGCAGUGUUGUGCAUAUGUGUUGGUGUAGAUAGUUCUUCUUUAUAUUGCACAUGUCUGCACAUGCUCAGCUAAUUGAGUAACAAGAUGCAUUCUUGUUUUUGUUGCUUCUGACUUGCUUUUUGAUAACAUUUGUGGUUUUGACUGCUUGACAAGCUUCCUGAUAAGUUCUUGUGUAGCACAUUAGCUUGUUUCAGACAUAUUGUGGAUGUGUUUGACUCUCAUCUGUGAUAUUUUUUCUUUUUCUUUUUGACCUAACAGUAUAUUGUAACUGAUUUAAUAAAAGAAAUAUGGGCGGGGGGAGUCAAGUCUAA